This is a messenger RNA of Camelus dromedarius (Arabian camel), 437 nucleotides long. RefSeq names its product ribosomal biogenesis factor-like. The transcript has a single exon. Bases 1 to 318 code for a protein of 105 amino acids. Gene Ontology annotation, cellular component: nucleolus. Lineage: Eukaryota; Metazoa; Chordata; Mammalia; Artiodactyla; Camelidae. Gene Ontology annotation, biological process: ribosome biogenesis. The record is from RefSeq and is a predicted model, not a curated record.
AUGGCCAAGAACAAACUAAGAGGGCAGAGGUCCAGGAAUGUUUUCCAUAUAACCAGCCAAAAAACGUUAAGGUUAAAAAUAAAGCCAAACCAGUUUACCACUAAUCUUCUGAAGAUAAACACUUCUUAUGUAUAUGAUGUGUGUGAUGAAAAAGUUAAUAGAGCGAACAAAGCUUUUGCAGAUACACAAAAGGCAUUUGCACAUUUCUCAAAAGGCCCUUCUCUUGAACCUCUGCAGAAACAGCUGACACCUCAGCAGUGUCAUAAAAAUGAACCCGCUAAUGUUGAUGAAGCUACAAGAUUAACGGCUCCGCUGUAAUACACUGGUGAUGUAUCAAAUUCCCCCCACCCAAAGGCCACUAAAUUAAAUGUUUUAUACAAUAAGUAAAUAAAGAAAUAAAACCCCAAAAAAAGAAUUAUGUGUUCAACCAAAAUCAU